UGCCGUUCAAACCCCCCAAGCCGGGCCUCCUCAUCCGCCCCAGCCCCAGCAGCAGCCGCAUCAGCAUCAGCAUCAGCAUCAUCCAAGCCCAGAUCCAAAGCCACCACCACAGCAUCCUCAUCCUCCACCAAACCCAACCCGACACGAAAGAACACCACCACAACCACAGCCUCAUCCUCCAAAACCCGCCAAUCCACCACCACCAAACCCAACAACAAACCCACUCUCCCCCCACCUCCCCCCUCCGACACAGACAACGAAACCUCCGCCUCGGACGCAGAAGAGCAACCCCCCAACAACCCACGCUCCAAACGUCGAAGAACAUCCCCUUCUCGCUCAAACUCAAACUCAACCAACCCCACGCCAUCCGCUUCCCCUUCCGCCUCCCAAACCUCCAACACCUCCAACGCAAACAACAACGAAACGCCCGCUUCUCCCUCCUCCUCCCCGGAACCGGACUACAUCCUCGCAGAGAUCACGCACACCACCGAUCCCGCCGAGGACAUCGUCACGCGCGAGCCCGUCAUUCCCGCAAAGCUGCUGACGCGGCUGCUGCACCACCACUUCCAGCACCCGAAGACCAAGAUGGCCAAGGACGCCAACACGGUCGUCGCCAAGUAUGUGGAUGUGUUUGUGCGGGAGGCGCUGGCGCGGGCCGCGUUCGAGCGCCGCGAGGCCGUCGGCGAGGGGGCCAGUGUUGGGGAUGGGUUUUUGGAGGUUGAGGAUCUUGAGAAGUUGGCGCCGCAGCUUGUUAUGGAUUUUUAG
Aspergillus aculeatus ATCC 16872 is the source of this 765-nucleotide messenger RNA. Its product is annotated as CENP-X/MHF2 family protein. NCBI's taxonomy places the organism in Eukaryota, Fungi, Ascomycota, Eurotiomycetes, Eurotiales, Aspergillaceae. The annotation marks the transcript as partial. Gene Ontology annotation, molecular function: protein heterodimerization activity. Gene Ontology annotation, biological process: kinetochore assembly; replication fork processing; resolution of meiotic recombination intermediates. The record is from RefSeq and is a predicted model, not a curated record. The transcript has 2 exons. Gene Ontology annotation, cellular component: Fanconi anaemia nuclear complex; FANCM-MHF complex.